UUGAUAAACAAACAAAAGGUGUUCAUACGGCCCACGGAAUGCGUUGAGUUAACUUAAUUACUCAUAAUGCCUGACGGGUAUCCAUGGACCUUUGGUGCCCAAAUUCCGUCGCAGGCCUUGACCAAACCACGGAGCCUCGGGACCCAGGGAUUCCAUGUUGGCCCAACGUUAAUGCCCAAUUGGUCGUCAACGAAGCUGGAGAUAUGCGGCGUGUGUGAGGUAUCCGUGAGAGUAUGGAGUAACUCGCCACUCCUCCGUAUGACCACCCUCUUCGACUCGAACAAACCGUGUCAUCAGGUGCUUAACUAGUUAACUAGUUAGUGCCCCACCAACGGCUGCACUGGGGGAAGAAAGACUAUACGGAGUCGUCACCCACGCCACGCGCCCGCGCCCUGAAAUGUAGUGGGCAGAUAGAUUCAAGGCCCAUCUGUCUCAAUUUCUUGCUGGCCUUCGUCGAUAUAUUAUUAUUUGCUGGCUUCUCUUCAACAUGUUUGCGCAAUCCCCAAUUGCCCAAUAUGACGACCAAGCAAACAAGGAUAAUAACAGACUGAUACCGCAUUCCAAGCUUCCAUCACCUAAACUUCGACUUCAUCUUCAAGAUAUCACUCAUAAGUCCGCCAAAAUUUUUCUUGAAUGCAUCCCUGAUCCUUAUGCGGUGCUCAAAUCGGCUCUAUCGAACAUAAUCACCUAUCUCUAUACGAGCCCAAGCGCAGAAACCUCCCAAUCUUCCCGGCCAUGCAAGGUCCAUUUCAAGCCAUGUUUGCCCGGAACCCGGUCAGUCACAGUGAUCAUUCGUGACUUUUCUGGGGUAGCACACACCACUUCCAUCGACCUUGACUCUGAUCACAAAGAAAUAUAUUUUUCCUUGUCGUACAUCGCUCAUGCCGCUACUUUUGAAGACACCAGGCGCGAGCUCGUCGGGGUCUUGACGCACGAGCUUGUGCACUGCUAUCAACACACCUCUCCGCCAGACCACGACACAGCUCCCUACCCACCUUCAGGUCUGAUAGAGGGCAUAGCGGACUUUGUACGCUUGAAGGCUGGUUUGUCCCCGCCUCAUUGGACCCGUCCACUUUGCAGUUCCGAUCUCCCUGGUUCGUGGAAUCAGGGAUACCAGCAUACUGCGUUUUUCUUGGAAUGGAUCGAAGAUGUCAAGGUCGGAUGUGGUGCUAUCGGUAUGUUAAAUGAUAGAUUGUUCAGGACAGGAUAUGUCGGUGAAGGGGAGAAUGCUGGCACAUCCACUACCAAAUCAUUCUGGAAAGGGCUCUUCGGUGUUCCGGUCCUCGAACUCUGGGAAGACUAUGGCCGGUACCUUGACAAUAAAGGGGGGGAAUGUUAA
This is a messenger RNA of Coccidioides posadasii C735 delta SOWgp, 1339 nucleotides long. RefSeq lists its product as uncharacterized. The record is from RefSeq and is a predicted model, not a curated record. Lineage: Eukaryota; Fungi; Ascomycota; Eurotiomycetes; Onygenales; Onygenaceae.